AUGCGACUAUCGCCGAACGUAAAAACGCAUACAACUCAGCCUCCAGGCUUCCUUCAAAUGGGAAAUGGCUUAGGCAAAGUCAGAGAAAAUUGUCAGAUUUGGCGAGAAAUUGGUCCACCUCCCUUCGGGACUCGAGCCUUCUGGCCUCUUGUCAAAGCUGUCCACGGGAAUUUCUGUCAGCCCUCCAUUCCACCACUGCACAGGAAGGAUGACACGACUCUGGAUGACCGAGGGAGGUCACCACCGAAUAUUUCGCGGUGCUUGUCUUCGAUGCCGGAAAUCAUAUUCUGGCAACGUGCUGUCCGCAAAGCACUAUCUUCCUCCAGUAGAGCGAGCCUGAUGGUAUCCCGUGAAACGGACGUCAAGUUUACCAAUUACCGCUCUCUUCCAGGUAACCCGAAUGAAAGAUAA
Pieris macdunnoughi is the source of this 411-nucleotide messenger RNA. The record is from the annotation of a GenBank genome assembly. Lineage: Eukaryota; Metazoa; Arthropoda; Insecta; Lepidoptera; Pieridae.